CACACAAUUCAAAUCCGACCAAAUCAAUCAGGUCCAACAACACCAACCCACCAACCCCUUUUUUUUGUUUCAUUUUUUAAUUCUCUCUCUCUCUCUUUCUCUCUCUCACACACAGCUUCUAUAAUUCUUCACCAUCUCCAGUUUCCAACACCGAUCUCGACGACCCUUUUGCAUUUUCCACUCAUUUCUCUAACGUUUCACACGUGAUUUGCAAUUUCAAAAUUUUGGUCAUCCUCAAAAUUUUAUCUUGGGGUGCAUGUCACCCUGCUGACCCAUCACAUUUUUUGAAGAUUUCAUUCUGUUGUUUAGAUAUUGAAAAGUUUGAUAUUUUUUUUUAUUCGGGUGGGGGGAUUUGUGGUAUUUCAAUGGGCUGUUUGGAUGAUGGGCGUUUCACUGUUGAGCUUGAAAAUGGGAUGAAAAUUGAUUGUAGUGAAGUUGGGUUGGAGGAACAAGGGAAAGAUGGUUCUGCCAUUGAAGAUGCUGUCAAGGUUUUGUUGCUGGGUCUUGGAGAAGACAUAAAUAGAGAAGGUAUUAGAAGGACACCACUUCGUGUUGCCAAGGCCCUUCGUGAAGGAACAAGAGGUUACAGGCAAAAGGUGAAGGACAUUGUUCAAGGUGCUUUAUUCCCCGAAGCUGGACUAGAUAAUAGAGUUGGUCAUGCUGGUGGAGCAGGCGGACUUGUUAUUGUCCGAGAUAUUGACUUGUUUUCCUAUUGUGAGUCAUGCAUGCUUCCAUUCCAGGUCAAAUGUCAUGUCGGUUAUGUUCCUUCCGGUGAAAGAGUUGUUGGUUUAAGCAAGCUCUCUCGUGUUGCUGAUGUAUUUGCAAAACGACUCCAAGAGCCUCAGCGUCUCGCAAAUGAAGUUUGUUUUGCUUUGCAUCAUGCAAUAAAGCCAGCAGGUGUUGCCGUUGUACUUCAAUGUACACACAUCCACUUUCCAGACAUAGAAUCGGUCUUUCUUGACUCAAACCACCAAGGAUUGGUUAAGAUACUCGUUUCUGCCGGUUCUGGGGAUUUUGAAAACAAAAAUGCUGAUGUAUGGACUGAUUUCUUUAGUCUAGUUAAAUUUAGAGGUAUCAGUAUGGAAAAAAUUCAUCGUAGAGAAUCGUCUGACUUGUGCUGGUGUCCUUCUCAAUGCGCCAAAGCUUCCUCCAAAGUCGUACCGAUCAACCCUGCAAUGGUUACUGCGGUAGCUUCAAUUAUUAAGUCUUUGGGAGAAGAUCCACUGAGGAAGGAGAUUAGAGGGACUCCAAAUAGAUUUGUGAGGUGGUUGAUGAACUUUCAGAACAGCAACUUUGACAUGAAGUUGAAUGGUUUUCUCAAUGCUGGAAUAGAUUCUUUGAACGAGAAUAACGAGGUUGACUUGAACGAUAAGAAAACAUUUACUGAGCUGAAUUUAACAUUUUGGUCGCAAUGCGAGCACCAUUUACUUCCAUUUCACGGUGUUGUUCACAUAGGUUACCUCAUAUCAGAUGGAUAUAAGCCUAUUGGAAAAUCUCUUUUACAAUCCAUAGUACAUUUUUACGGUUUCAAGCUUCAAGUUCAGGAGAGGCUUACCAGACAGAUAGCGGAAAUGAUUUCACCGCUGAUAGGUGGAGAUGUGAUAGUAGUCGUAGAGGCAAGUCACACAUGUAUGAUUUCUAGGGGUAUUGAGAAGUUUGGAAGUAGUACUGCCACUAUCGCUGUGUUAGGACGAUUUUCAACUGACCUUACUAUAAGGGCUUCCUUCUUGCAGGGUAUUCCAAGUCCUACAUUUACUUGAGAUCAGUGAAUUUUUAAUAAUUUAGCACUAGCUAUAAAUUGUUCUUUUGCAUUUGAAGGUUUGAAGUUGCUCAAAUUUUGUUUCAGUUACACAUAAUUAUAGCCAGAAAUUUUACAUGCUUGUUAUACCUUAUAGUCCAGAAUCAAGAUUUACAUACUGGCCAACUUUGGUUGUAAAAUGUUGUUUAAGUGUACCCUGAGUUUUUCUUGAUGUUGAUGUUUGAAUGAUUGUUAUCAAUUUUGAUUACUUUAUAUAUGAAGGUUCACAACUUUCUUA
Messenger RNA from Cicer arietinum (chickpea), 2036 nucleotides. Its product is annotated as GTP cyclohydrolase 1. The record is from RefSeq and is a predicted model, not a curated record. Gene Ontology annotation, biological process: tetrahydrobiopterin biosynthetic process; tetrahydrofolate biosynthetic process. Gene Ontology annotation, molecular function: GTP cyclohydrolase I activity; GTP binding; zinc ion binding. NCBI's taxonomy places the organism in Eukaryota, Viridiplantae, Streptophyta, Magnoliopsida, Fabales, Fabaceae. Gene Ontology annotation, cellular component: cytoplasm.